Messenger RNA from Nelumbo nucifera (sacred lotus), 474 nucleotides. The record is from RefSeq and is a predicted model, not a curated record. Lineage: Eukaryota; Viridiplantae; Streptophyta; Magnoliopsida; Proteales; Nelumbonaceae.
AUGGUGGUUGGGGAGAACGACUGUAGAGGCAGAAAACAAGUGAUUCCCAUGGAGCCGGCUUUGCCCAACUACAGAGGCAUCAGGCAGCAAACAAUGGGAAAGUGGGUCGCCGAGAUUCGAGACCCGAACAGAGGAAGCCGGCUUUGGCUGGGAACCUUCUCCACCACUCUCGAAGAUGCUCUAGCUUACGAUGAGGCUACCAAAGCCAUGUGUGGUCUUUGUAACUUUUCAUUGGAAGAACUGUUUAAUAUGGAGAAGCUAUUGGGGAUGCUGGGUCCAAAUACUCCUGGGCCAAGACUGAAGAAUGAGUACGAUCAAUUAGGUGUCUCUGAUCAAUUGCAGUGUGGUAGUCCAUCGGAUUUAUUGUAUCAGCUGCUGAAUCCUAUUGAACUGGAGGGAGAUGACGGGUAUCGGCUAUACUUGUAUGACGAGCAAGGAUUGCUUCAAUUGGGUUUUCCUGAUUUGUGGUUUUAA